UGGGCUAAGCCAAUAGAUUUGUGGCUUAUAUGUCCAAUUCGAAUAAAUAAAACGUCCUCAUUUCUUCCUCCAUCCCUUUUUUUUUUUUUGUUUGUUUCUCUUCAUGCAAAUCAUAUGAUUUGUUAAUUCCCAUAAAGUCUCGUAAAAAGUGCAGCAGACUACAAUUUUCGCAUCGUCGAUAUACCGAUGUAUCAACACAAAAUAAGUGUUUGAAGCAGUUGCAUUUUUAUGGAUAUAUAUGAAUGAAAAUUUGUUGCUAUUUCACUCACGCAAGUAUACUAACAUUAAGAGUAUUUUGUAAUUGCGUGUCUAAUGAAAAUUUCUUGUUUUCUUAUUUUUCUUUUUUUUGUUAAAUUUCUUGUGCAUCGUUUGUACCUAUAAUAUUUAUUAACACCACUAUACGAAUUUUUACGUUUUAAAAGCAAUUGAAUAUGAAUUUCAACAAUGAAACUGCCAAGCAAGUGCUUAUCGAUAUAAUACGUACAGUAAAUCAACCGGAAAAUUCUAAAAAACUAUCAGAGGCUAAAGCGUCCGCCGGCAAAGAAAUGUUACUGAUGAUGCAGCACGUCUUCCCGUUAGUUAUGCAAUUGCAAACCGAUGUCAUUAAAUCGUAUGGGUUUUCUGGGAAUCGAGAGGGGCUGGUUCAAUUCUCCCAAUUAAUACGUGAAAUGGAACGUGACGAUGUCGAAAUCGCCCGAUUACGUAGUCAAAUACGAGCGAUUUACUUACCACCAAUUGCCAUCAACACUACCAAUGAUAUAUUAAUAUAGAAUUUUUCCGAUUUUUAGGUUUAGAUUUUGUAAACAAUGAACUGCCGAUAUAUUGGAACUUUUGUUCUAAAUAAUGUUUCUAUGUAUGUGUUAUAAUAUAUGAAUAAUAAACAGGCUGAUAGUAUUUAACGUUUUUAGGAAAUAUGUUCCGACAAAUUGUUAUUAUUUAUUUAGGUCAAAGAGAGCUAAAAGUAAGAUGAACGUUAGCUCUGUUUUUAAAAAAAAAUGCACAAUAUGCUUAGUCUAAUCGCUUUAAUAAAGUUAAAUAUUUU
Glossina fuscipes is the source of this 1042-nucleotide messenger RNA. RefSeq names its product protein C10. The record is from RefSeq and is a predicted model, not a curated record. Gene Ontology annotation, biological process: post-embryonic development. NCBI's taxonomy places the organism in Eukaryota, Metazoa, Arthropoda, Insecta, Diptera, Glossinidae. Bases 432 to 770 code for a protein of 112 amino acids. The transcript has a single exon.